This is a messenger RNA of Heterobasidion irregulare TC 32-1, 3945 nucleotides long. RefSeq lists its product as uncharacterized. NCBI's taxonomy places the organism in Eukaryota, Fungi, Basidiomycota, Agaricomycetes, Russulales, Bondarzewiaceae. Gene Ontology annotation, molecular function: zinc ion binding; ubiquitin conjugating enzyme binding; ubiquitin protein ligase activity. The record is from RefSeq and is a predicted model, not a curated record. Bases 1 to 3945 code for a protein of 1314 amino acids. The transcript is spliced from 15 exons. Gene Ontology annotation, cellular component: ubiquitin ligase complex; cytoplasm. Gene Ontology annotation, biological process: ubiquitin-dependent protein catabolic process; positive regulation of proteasomal ubiquitin-dependent protein catabolic process; protein polyubiquitination.
AUGGCUGGGCCACCUUCAAGUCAGAAGGGGCAUAAUCGCCAACAUCCUCCAAAAUCCACCCCCCUCCCAUCACACGACAUCGACCCGAGAGAAGUAUGCGCCAACUUCAUCCAAGGACGCUGCAAAAAUUGGCCCUGUCCCCGACUCCAUGUUGCUCUCACUCCAGAUAUGCUCAACAUUCUGCGCCAAUCAAAAUCGCAUCCGCGUGUAGACGCAGACGGGUCCACGGUCGCCCGCACCGCUCAGAAUACGGUAUCCCAAGAUCGCGGCCCAUACCCGCCCGAUGACUCCCCCCCCUCCUCUGGGAACGUAAUGCUCGGUUCCAAGCCCUCGAGACAGUCCCUGCGCCCAGGAGACAUAUAUCCUGGGCAAGGGGAUCGUCCCCAACUGGAACAGCGGCGGCAGCCGCAACAACACCAAUUUCAACAGCAGCCGCAACCGCAGCAACCGCCUUUUCAACAGCCGCGGCUUCCACCAAAUAGUCCACCAGGACUUCCAGGCCCCAACUCUCGCAACAUCCAUACCCAACAAGUCAUCAACGAUAAUCUGUGUGUCACGUCCUCGAGACCUCUUUCUCCUAUUCAUCAGGAGAGGAAUGUCCCUGUCAUCAGAUUGCCCCGAGGGAACCCGUCCGCGCCCACUUACGAGUUGAGCCACGAGCGUCCUCCGCUCCAAAAUGUGCAGGUCUAUGGCUAUAGCCAUGCCCAAGCAUACAACGAUGCGUAUCCCAUGCAGGGCAUCCACGACGAACGUAUGCCGCAGGCCGUUUUGCCGCCGAGGUUCCGGAACCUCGCUCCUCGACAUGCGUUCGCGGCGCUUAUUCCUGGUGAACUAGUCCCGGGAACGGUCGUGUCGUACGCGAAGACGGAGGGCGGUUCUGGCCCUCAGAGGAGACAAGGUGGACCUCGGCCACGCGACGCGACGAACUCCGGGGGCGUCGGCUCGAGCGUGCCUACGAAUCUCCCCGCGCCACCUCCGCGUGAGCAGGUGCCUGACCUGUCGUCGGAAGGGUCGUCCGCGAGCGACUCGAGCAUCGCGGAUAUCGAUGUGCCCGCGUCGUUGGCGGCGUCGGACGGCCGCGCCGCUCGGGAGGCUCGGGAGGCUGUGGGCGUCGUGACUAGAGGUGCCGCAAAUCUAGAUUCGGGAGACGCAGAUGUGGCUGAUGGACCCCACCGUGGCCGGUAUGCUAACGCCCCAGAGGUCAUCCCCGAUCACAUCUGCAGGGACUGGUAUUUUAAAAAUAAUUGCACUAGAGGCGUGCGGUGCCGGUGGCGCCACGAGAGGUUCACUUCAGAUAGAGGAGAGCCCUCGGAUGCAUCUCCCCUCCCGUCGAUUGGCGGAGUUCCCGCCCCAUCUGGCAGUUAUCAAAACGCGGGGCCAAGCGUAGUCAGAGUUAACGCCAGCGCAAUGCCUCAUAAUACAAGUAUUGCUCAAGAGCCGUCUGCGGUCGGCUCUUCGUCAUUUGCGAGGCAAGGCGCACCUCAUAGAUCUACCCAUAGACCAUACCAUAGACCACCACCUCCUGACCUGCCGUUCGGUCUUUGCUGGGAAUGGAACCGUACACGCACUUGUAAGGAUGGCCCGCAGUGUCGAUGGGCUCAUCGGUUCCCGAAUGCGGAUGAUGUGCCGGCCGCAAACGAUACGACCCCAACUGUAAGGAAUAAUGUUCCUGCACCUUCUGUAUCACCAAGUCGCAAAGUCUCCCUUCCUGUGCAGCGAUCUGAGGACGCAGCAGCGGUAAAUCGUGGCAAUACAGACCCUAAGGCAUCCACGACUCUUCCCCCAUCGCCCGACGACAAAAACAAGGAUAGAAACGCGCCUCCACCAUCGGAGGAAAUGGUCAUCAAAGUUGCAGAUCCUACACGGGCCACCUUUGGGCCCGGUUUCAAAGUGCUGAAGGUCGUCACCGCGUUGGACUCUCGCUGGAUCGCGAUAGCGAAUAUCCCCACACGCGUGGGGCGGCCCGAUCUCGAGAGACUGCUGAAACCCGUUGGGCAGGUCGCCGAUGUCAAGUUCCGCGAAGAUUCUUCUUCCACAGCGUCCUUUACGAAUGUGAGGGUGCAGCUAUCUACACACGCAGAGGCGACGGCCGCUGUUGAUUCGCUCGACGGCGUUGAGGUCUUCGGUUCCAGGAUUCGCGUGCGCCUCGCGAUCAGCACGAGUCUUCAGAACUCACGCUUACAGGACUGCUAUGUACGCUUUAAUUGGAACGUGCCCUGUCGGACGGGCUUCGCGGGCUACGAUACCGAAAAGGCUGCGCUGGCGGCGAUCAAGAAGGCGGACGGCUCUACGCUUCGCGGGUACUGGGUCACGGCCUCGAUGUACACGGGCCUUCCUUGUGUUGGUCAGUUCAAUGUACGCUUCACAGGUAUGCCACCGAACGCGAAGGAUAAAGACGUUCUGCGAUAUGGCAAGACAUCCGAGUCGGGCAUCAUGUUCUCGCGCCCGAACUAUGACGCCAAAAAUUACGGUAUAGCGGCCGUACAGCGGCUGCUGAAGGAUUUCGGGAGGGUAACGUAUUUCGAGGUCGUUCCUGCGCCGUACAAGGAUGGCGUCGUGCGUGGGUGGGCACAAUUCGACUCGCCCGAUGUCGCCAAAGCGGCGUGCGAGCUUGACGGCUGGAAGCAAGAUGCGUUGGGCGGGGAAAAGUUCCACAUCCAACGCGUCCAGUCUAUCAUUCGUCAUGUGCCGAUCGAGGUCUACCGACUGAUCAAGCGCGAUAUCGACGAGUUGCGAGAUUCGCUGUGGAAGUUCGCUAAGGGGGCGCAGAUCCACCAGCUCGAGAAGACGAGCAAUGCUCCUGGCGACGAUGGGAUCGAGCUCAAGGUCGUCGCCGACGAUCAUAAGAUCAUCGGGCAGAUCAAGGUGAAGCUUGACGAGCUCGUGCUUGGCGAGGUUCUCAAGGAUGACCGCGGUAAAGUGUGGGACGACUGGCUAGGUUCCUUGGCGGGCGUCGCGUUCCUUGACAACGUGCAAUCCAUAUACCCCGGCAUCUUGAUGAAGCUGGACCGAGUCCGCCGGACGCUCAAUCUCGUGGGCAACGAGGGCGAUCGCGGUAUGGCUAGAUAUACCAUUCUGAACAAGCUCAAGUCCUUGGAAGAGAAGAAGAUCCACAUCAUCCCCCUGCAAGGGCGCUUGGUCGGUCUUUUCAUGGACGCGGAUAUCAUCGAGCUCCAGGACAAGCACGGGAAGGACACUGUUUGGUUCUCCCUUGAUAUGCCUUGCAUCCGCGUGCGGGGAGACGACGCGCUCUUCGAGGAGGUGCAGUACGUGGUACGUCGGGCACAGGAUCGUCACCCGCAUGAACGGGACCGCGUGCGGAAUCACUGUCCCGUUUGUUUCGAAGAGGCGACGACGCCCAUCUCAAUGGAGUGUGGGCACACCUGGUGUAAGAGCUGCCUGACGGGCUAUCUCGUGGCGUCCGUAGACAACCGAUCGUUCCCUUUGCGCUGCCUCGGCCAGGACGCGACCUGCACCCAGCUCGUUCCUCUCCGUACCGCGCGCGACGUCCUUCUUCCAAGCCAGUUCGACGCGCUCACUCACGCCGCGUACACCACCUACGUCCAGUCUCGUCCCGACGAGUUCUUUUACUGCCCGACGCCCGACUGCUCCCAGAUCCACCGCCUCGGGCCGAAGAACUCGGUCGUGACCUGCCCCAACUGCGUGUGCCGUAUCUGUCCGCACUGCCACGUCGAGUACCACGAAGGCGCGACGUGCGAGGACCGAGACGAAGGCAUCGACAGGUUGUUCGAGGAAUGGAAGAGCCUGCACGACGUCAAGCGGUGCCCCGGAUGCAAGGCCCUUAUCGAGAAAGCGGACGGCUGCCACCAUAUGACGUGCACCCGCUGCAAAACGCACACCUGUUGGGCAUGUUUGGAGACUUUUCCGUUGGGCGAAGGUAUUUACGACCACAUGCGCCAUGUACACGGCAGCAUCGGGCUGUAG